UUUUAUCUCCUGAUAAGACAUAUUGUGUGGAGUCACUCUGCACAUGCUGUUUGGUGUGUAUUGCUAGAGGUUUUUUUUUUUUUUUUUUUUUUUUGGGAGAGUGCAUGUGAUCAGCACAGGGCCAAUCAGCACUGUUCAGACAGAGGUAAGGGAUUCUGCAUCCUCCUAGAGGACACUGGACACUGAUAGAAGUCACAAGACUGCUCUAACUGCUGAUGAGAAAAGGUAUUUAGCAGUUUAUAUAUUUAGCAAAAUAAUUGCAUUUCUGUGUUACAAGAUAUAGUGAAUGCAGGGUCCGGGGAGACCGGGGAGAACAGAUAUAGUGAAUGCAGGGUCCGGG
Staurois parvus is the source of this 340-nucleotide messenger RNA. Lineage: Eukaryota; Metazoa; Chordata; Amphibia; Anura; Ranidae. The record is from the annotation of a GenBank genome assembly.